AUGGAUGCUACAAAGGUACAAAACAAAGAUGAUAAUAAUGAUUCCACAUCAAUGAAAACAUUGGAUGAUGAACAAGAUGAUGCAAUGUCAUUAUUCGAGACACGAGGUACAGAACACAAUAAUGAUAUUCAUGAUGCAUAUCCGGGUUUCAUCUUGGGCAAAAACCGAUUUGGAUCACGGGGUAUUCGUCUUCCUGCUGAAUCGAUUCUUCUUGGUAAACGUCGUCUACCUGUUGAAUCGAUUCUUCUUGGUAAACGUCGUUUACCUGUUGAAUCUAUUCUUCUCGGCAAACGCCGUUUACCUGUCGAAGCUGUCCUCUUAGGUCGACGUAGCUUACCAGAUGAAGAUGCUGUUCAUAACAAACAACGAUAA
Messenger RNA from Rotaria sp. Silwood2, 372 nucleotides. Lineage: Eukaryota; Metazoa; Rotifera; Eurotatoria; Philodinida; Philodinidae. The record is from the annotation of a GenBank genome assembly.